AUGAAGACUCUUCGGGGCAGUUCGCCGGGGACGACGUUCUGGCUGGACGGCGUGUUGGCGUCUCUGGGUGGGCGUGUAGACUUGUUGGGGAUAUCCUCCGGUGAGGAGCCUGAACUGCCCCCUGUGAUUGAAGAGCCCCUGAUAAGUAUGACUGUCGGGCCGGCCGCGCGUGCCGUGUGGUUGUAUCAAACGCAGCCGCAAAUUUGUAAGUAUGAAGGGACGGCGGCCUUGGUUCGGGACUUCAAGAGUUUGUGCCAAGACGCGUUGAUGACGGAGCCCAAGCCAGAACCAAUUUACCUUCGGCGGGUGGUUGAGGAUUAUGAGCAGUGGACCCACGCCGGCAUUUCGGAGGUACGGGGGUGGCUUGAGUCCGACGUUUGGGACUAUGGCAAGAUCAGGUGGCUCAAGCAAACUCACGCGUGGCUAGCCCACAGAGCGAUGCCUGACAGGAUCAUCCAAGGCUACCUCUUUCCAGAAGACAUGCUCCCUGCCCAGGAUGGCUCCAGUCGCAUGUUGGGGUCUCCGCCGGGUCUUGCAUGCUGGGCACACUACCUGCGUUCCGAGCAGACCAUGACUCCACAGGAACAACUCAAGACCCUUCUCGUCCUUUGCCGCUGGUACCCCUGCCUGGCUUGCCCAUCUGUUUUAGACGUUCAUGGGACGAUGCGCGUCAAUGAACAAAUCCUGUCCUCCUUAGAGCUUCUCAACCGAAGCCUGACAAUUCCGGACACUGAACUCCGAGAAAUCGCGGCGGCCGCUUUUUACGAUACCGAAGCUGCUGCGACGCCCGAAGCUGGAGCUGCCGCCACGCACGCUGCGGGUGUGUCCGGGGGCGCGGGCCAGGUAGACGAAGUGUUUCAGCAGACGGUGGCAGAUGUGGCCCAAUUCAUUUCGACUAUGAAAGAGUCUCUGAACACGUACUGGGAGCAGUUGUCUGCGGAUGCUAAUUGGAAAGGGGUUCGUCGAAGAGAUCUGAUUAAGGACAAGAUUAGGGAGGUAUGUGGAGUCCCUGCGAUUCGGGAGUGGUUGGAGAGUUUGGUGCAACGCCGGUAUGGGCAUCUGCGAGGGCGCUACCGCGAGGUGUAUACGGCCUGUGAAGGCGACUUCUUGGUAACGUAUUUUAGCGUCGCUGCUGCACGGUUUCCGGCUGCAGUAUUUCCAGUGGGGUCUGAAGUAAAAAUCCGUUCGUUCGCGGACUACCGGAAUCGUGAGUUGCGCGACCGCGCGUGGAUGGAGGAAGUGCUCGUGCGCGGUGUGACGUAUGUUUUGCGCACUCUGCAGGAGCCGGAGCCGGAGGACUUUGUGAUGAGAUUGACCAGGAACGAGAGAAUCUCAUUCUCAAUCCCGUUGCUUCAGCUGCACUAUUCGUACGCCGUUGCGGUGGACGAUCUCACAGAAAAAGUCGCCUUCGAACAAGCCAACGAAUACGCCAACCGCGCCGCCAGCAUUCUGGUGGACAUUCUCACCCGUCGAGUCACCUCUUCGCCCCGCACGCGGCGACUGCACGACGACCCGGCGGACGAACACGGCACUCGGAAUAAGCGACUUCGGUCGGAACACCCGAACCAUUAA
Gregarina niphandrodes is the source of this 1572-nucleotide messenger RNA. RefSeq lists its product as hypothetical. The coding region runs from base 1 to 1572 and encodes 523 amino acids. The transcript has a single exon. Lineage: Eukaryota; Apicomplexa; Conoidasida; Eugregarinorida; Gregarinidae. The record is from RefSeq and is a predicted model, not a curated record.